Centruroides sculpturatus (bark scorpion) is the source of this 1026-nucleotide messenger RNA. Its product is annotated as mitochondrial import receptor subunit TOM22 homolog. Gene Ontology annotation, cellular component: mitochondrial outer membrane. The transcript is spliced from 2 exons. Gene Ontology annotation, biological process: intracellular protein transport. Lineage: Eukaryota; Metazoa; Arthropoda; Arachnida; Scorpiones; Buthidae. The coding region runs from base 51 to 380 and encodes 109 amino acids. The record is from RefSeq and is a predicted model, not a curated record.
AUCAUUUCAUAAUGUAAAUUAUAUUUUUUAAGGACAUUGAUGAAACAGUAAUGGAGAGACUAUGGGGUCUCACAGAGAUGUUUCCCCAAUGUGUUCGAAAUGGUACUUGGACCGUAACAACUGGGGCUCUCUCAACUGCAAAGGUUUUGUACAGUUUUAGUCGUUCAGCAUUAUGGAUAUUUUUUUCUUCUUCAGCCAUAUUAUUUGCUCCUGUAAUAUUUGAAAUGGAACGAAUGCAGUUACAAGAAGAUCAAAGACAACAACAAAGACAGAUAUUAUUAGGACCUAGUGCUGCAGUAUCCACCACUCCACAUUCUGGAAUAGGUAUGCCAAUGCCUGUGCAUCCUCCAACAUCUAUAGGUGCACCUCCACCUCAAUGAUGUUGUAAUAUAGUAAAACCUUUCUGAAGACUGGAUUAGUAUAUUGCUCCAGAAAUAGCAUAGGGAUGUGUGUAAUAUCAUGAGAAAUUGUUCUAUUAUAGUAAAUAUUUGUUUCAAAAAUUAAGUUGCCACAUCCAGCAUCAUAUAAUUUGUAAAGAACUGAGAUUGUAAAAGACAGUAGUGCAUUUUCAGUAGUAUGAUAGUUAUCUGAUGAUAGAAACAUGAUUUGAAUUGUUCAUAAUUUAUUUAGUGCACAUUGUUCAUUACACUUAUUCUCAGUUGAUAUUGAUACAAAUUCAUCUAUUAUAAAAUAAACAUAUUGGGAUAAAUUUGCUUACAUCAUUGUUUAAUACCUAUAAAUUUGACUAUUCAUUUCAUUAUAAUAAUUUAUAUAAUGAAUGAACUAAUUGUUAAUUUAUAGGAAAUUUUAAUAUGAUUUUGUUAUAUUAAAAUGUUAAUUGCAAAAAAAAAAAUGUAAUGCACUUGUAUAUCACUGCUGACUUCUGUUGAAGUCUUAUAACAUUCAUCCAUAUUGCAGAUGUUGGAGCAAGUCAUGUCUUCAAAAGUUUUGUUGACAAAUACAGUAUGAUCAUGUCUUAUUUUAAAAAAAAAAAUGGUUAUUGAAAUAAAUGCCAAGUUUUAUAAA